Messenger RNA from Puma concolor (puma), 6231 nucleotides. The record is from RefSeq and is a predicted model, not a curated record. NCBI's taxonomy places the organism in Eukaryota, Metazoa, Chordata, Mammalia, Carnivora, Felidae.
AUGAGGAGCUUCAAAGGAAUCAACUUUGGGACCUUGCUAAGCAGCGUGAAGGAAGCUGAAGAGUUGCUGCCUGACUUGAAGGAGUUCCUGUCCAAGCUUCCAGCUGGUUCAUCCAGCUGCCGAUCUGAUGCCGAGAGGAGACAAGCUUGUGAUGCCAUCUUGAGGGCUUGCAACCAGCAGCUGACUGCCAAGCUGGCUUGCCCUAGGCACCUGGAGAGCCUGCUGGAACUAGCGGAGCUGGCUUACAAUGGCUACUUGAUGUCUACCCCCCAGCGCCCACCCCUGUACCUGGAACGAAUUCUCUUCAUCUUUUUGCGGAACAUUGCCACACAGGGAAUCCCAGAGGCCACGCUCCGAUUCGCAAAACCCCUUCAUGCCUGUUUGGUGCAUUGCUCUCGCCAAGCUGCUCCCCAGGACUAUGAUGCUGUGGCGCGAGGCAGCUUUUCUCUGCUUUGGAAGGCAGCAGAAACCCUGGAGGAGCGGCGAGCUGCAUUAUCAACUCGGCUGAAGGCCUUGAGCUUUCUUGUACUCUUGGAGGAUGAAAGUACCCCUUGUGAGGUUCCCCACUUUGCUUCUCCAACAGCCUGUCGAAUGGUAGCUGCCCAUCAGCUAUUUGAUGCCACUGGGCACAGUCUGAAUGAAGCCGAUGCUGAUUUCCUAGAUGAUCUGCUCUCCAGGCAUGUGAUCAAAGUUUUGGUGGGUGAGGGAGGGGGUUCUCCUGGUCCUCUUUCUCCCCAGAGGGCCCUCUGUCUCUUGGAACUCACCCUGGAACGUUGCCGUCGCCUCUGCUGGAGUGGCCACCAUGCCAAGGCCACGAGAGUAGUGGAGAAGACCCAUGAUUACCUAAGGAACACCAGUCUGGCCCCCAGCCUCCAGUUAUGCCAUCUUGGGGUUGAACUGCUACAGGCUGGGGAGGGAGGAUCCCAGGCACUGGCCGAGCUUCUGAUCAAGGCAUCAGCUGUCCUGAACAACAGUGUGGAGGCACCAUCACCCCCAUUGCGGGCAUUAUGUGACAGCUGCCAGUUCUUCCUCUCAGGACUGGAGCGAGGCAUCAAGAGACGCUAUGGACUGGAUGCUGUUCUGGGCCUCUUUGCUUUUCUUGGCGGGUACUGCUCUCUCAUCCGGCAGCUGCAGGAUGGUGUCUGUGGGGAUUCCUCCAAGCAGCAGCAGUCUCUGGUUCAGAUGCAAUUUCAGGGACUUCACCUCUACACUGUGGUGGUUUAUGACUUUGCGCAAAGCUGUCAGGUAACUGAUUUGGCUGACCUGGCCCAGCUGGUGGAAAGUUGCAAAUCUACUGUGGUCUGGAUGCUGGAGGCCUUACAGAGCCUGUCAGGCCAAGAGCUGACUGACUACCUGGGCAUGACUGGAGAGCGGCAUUUGGUCUCUGCUUUCUAUGGUCAGUUGCACAGGUGCUUCCGGCUGCAUGGAGAGAGUUUGAAGAAACUGGGUAAACAGGCCCAGGGCUGCGAGAUGGUGACUUUGUGGCUGACAGCCCUGCAGCCCUGUGGCCCCCAACACAUGGCUGAGCCUGUCACCUUCUGGGUUCGGAUCAAGAUGGAUGCAGCCAGAGCAGGAGACAAGGAGCUACAGCUGAGGACUCUGCGAGACAGCCUGAGUGGCUGGGACCCAGAGACCCUGGUCUUCCUGCUGAGGGAGGAGCUGCAGGCCUAUAAGGCUGUGCGAGCGGACACAGGGCAGGAACGGUUCAACGUCAUCUGUGACCUGCUGGAGCUGAGCCCUGAGGAGACACCGGCUGGGGCCUGGGCUCGAGCCACCCACCUGGUGGAACUGGCUCAGGUGCUCUGCUACCAUGACUUUGCCCAGCAGACCAACUGCUCUGCCCUGGAUGCUAUCCAGGAAGCCCUACAGCUUCUGGAGUCUGUGAGGCCUGAGACCCAGGCCAAGGAUCGGCUUCUGGAUGAUAAAGCACAGGCCCUCCUAUGGUUCUACAUUUGUACCCUGGAGACCAAAAUGCAGGAAGGUAUCGAGCGGGAUCGGAGAGCCCAGGCCCCUAAUAACCUGGAGGAAUUUGAAGUCAAUGACCUGAACUAUGAAGAUAAACUCCAAGAAGAUCGUUUCCUAUACAGUAACAUUGCCUUCAACCUGGCUGCAGAUGCUGCUCAGUCCAAAUGCCUGGACCAAGCACUGGCCCUUUGGAAGGAGGUGCUUACAAAGGCACAAGCCCCCGCUGUACGGUGUCUCCAGCAGACGGCAGCCUCACUGCAGACCCUAGCAGCCCUCUAUCAGCUGGCGGCAAAGCCCCUGCAGGCUCUGGAGGUCCUCCUGCUCGUACGGAUCGUCUCCCAGAGACUGGAGGACCACGCGAAGGCAGCCGGCUCCUCCUGCCACGCCAGCCAGCUGCUCCUGAUGCUUGGCUGUCCCAGCUAUGCCCAGCUAUACCUGGAAGAGGCAGACUCAAGCCUGAAGCUUCUGGAUCACAACACUGACACGUACCUGCUCCUUUCGCUAACCUGUAACCUACUUCGAAGUCAGCUCUACUGUGUUCACCAGAAGGUGACUGAGGGUGCCUCUCUCUUGCUGUCUGUGCUUCGGGACCCUGCCCUCCAGAGAUCAUCCAAGGCCUGGUACUUGCUGCGUGUCCAGGCCUUGCAGGUGGUGGCAUCGUACCUUAGCCUCUCAUCAGACAGCCUCUCAGCCUCCCUGCGGGAGCAGCUCUGUGCCCAAGGCUGGCAGACGCCUGAGAUUGCACUCGUCGACUCCCAUAAGCUCCUCCGAAGCAUUAUCCUCCUGCUCCUGGGCAGUGACGUGCUCUCGAUUCAGAAGGCGGCUGUGGAGACCCCAUUUCUGGACUAUGGUGAAAAUCUGGUACAAAAAUGGCAGGUUCUGACAGAGGUGCUGAGCUGCUCAGAGAAGCUGGUCUCCCGCCUGGGCCAUCUGGGUUGUGUGAGCGAAGCCAAGGCCUUUUGCUUGGAUGCCCUGAAACUUACGACGAAACUGCAGCUACCACACCAGUGUGCCCUGUUCCUGGUGCUGAAGGCGGAGCUGGAGCUGGCACGCACUGACAUUGACCUCUGUGAGUCGGACCUGCAGCAGGUUCUGUUCUUACUGGAGUCUUGCACAGAGUUUGGCGGGCUAGCCCAGCACCUGGACUCAGUGAAGAAAGUCCACCUGCAGAAGGGCAAGCAGCAGACCCGGGUCCGUCGUCCUCCAGAGCUCCCUGAAGAGGAGCCCUUCCUAAGAGGCCCUGCCCUGGAGCUGGUAGCCACUGUGGCCAAGGAGCCAGGUCCUGUGGCACCUUCUACGAACUCCUCCCCUGUCCUGAAAGCGAAGCCCCAGCCCAGCCCCGGCUUCCUGACCCACCUGCCCACGUGUGACUGCUUGCUCUGUGCCAGCCCCGUGCUCUCGGCAGUCUGUCUGCGCUGGGCAUUGGUCACAGCGGGGGUGAGACUGGCUUUGGGCCAUCAGGCCCAGGGUCUGGAUCUGCUGCAGGUCGUGCUAAAGGGUUGCCCUGCAGCCACUGAGCGCCUCACCCAAGCUCUACAAACUACCCUGAAUCACAAAGCACCUCCCUCCCCUGUCCCGAGCCUCUUGGAUGAGAUCUUGGCUCAGGCCUACACACAGCUGGCACUGGAGGGGCUGAGCCGGCCAUCACACAAGAGUCUGGGGAAGGUCCUGGAGUCGGGGCUGAAGUUUGUGGCAGCACGAGUACCCCACCUGGAGCCCUGGCGAGCCAGCCUGCUCUUGAUUCGGGCCCUUGCAAAGCUGGCCGGCCUCAACUGCUGCACUACCCAACUUUUUGCAAGCUCCUGGGGCUGGCAGCCACCAUCAGUAAAACCCUCCCCAGGCUCAGAGCCCUCUAAGCCGCGAAGCCAAAAACUUUCUGGAAGGGGGCGUCAGCGGGCAGCCUCAUCUACCCAGCACCUCCAUAAUACCUCUCUGAAAAGUCUGGAAGGUGGAGGACUGCCCUGUACACCGAAGCCCCCAGGCCAGGUCAGGCCAGCAGGCACUCGAGUCCCUUUUACUGUGUUUGAGGAAGUCCUCCCUACAAAGAGCAAGCCUGAGGUUCCCAAGGCCCCUAGAGUACAACAGAGGGUCCAGACGCGCCUCAAGGUGAACUUCAGUGAUGACAGUGAUUUGGAAGACCCUGUCUCAAUUGAGGCACGGCCUGCAGAGGGGCCCAAGAGACGGGGCACUGCUUCCCGGGGCCGGGGCCGGGGCCAGGCUAGGAAGAACCCGAGCCUGAAGACAGUUGCAGUGGCAGCCUCAAGUAGUGCCCCUGGGCUCCCAGGCCUGGGUGGUAGGAGCCGGAGGGCCAAGAAGGUGACAUCAGGACACUGUGAGGAGCUGGGCUCUGAGAUCAUGAGGACCAUCCCUGAGGAGGAAAUGACUGACAACCAGAUGGAAAUGAGCUUUGAGAUCCUCAGGGGCUCUGACGGGGAAGACUCAGCCUCAGGUGGGAAGGCACCAGCUCCAGGACCUGAUACAGCCAUAGGAGAAUGUGAAGUGUUGAGACGUGAUUCCAGUAAAGAGGAGCUGCCGGUCCCAUGCCCAGACAAGGAGAGAGACAAGGGUCUUGGUCCUCGGCUCCGACUCUCCUCUGCCCCUGUAGCCAUUGGUCUCUCUACCCUGGAUUCCAUCUGUGACUUAUUGACCAUUGCUUUCCGUGGGGUUAGUCAUUGCCCUCCUAGUGGACUUUAUGCUUACCUCUGCCGCCUCCUGGCUUUGUGCUUGGGCCACCGGGAUCCCUGUGCCACAGCCUGCCUUGUCACUGAGUCUGUGUCCAUCACCUGUCGCCACCAGCUGCUCACCCACCUCCACAGGCAGCUCAGCAAGGCCCAGAAGCACCGGGGAGCACUCGAAAUGGCAGACCAGGUGCAGAGGCUGAGCCUGCAGGACAGGCCUGGAGAUGUCCCCCUGGCCCGCAUCCAGCACCUCUUUUCCUUCAGGGCUUCAGGAUCUGGUCAAUUCCCUGAGCCUGAGAAGGAGAGUUUCCAGGAGCGCCUGGCUCUGAUCCCCAGCGGGGUGACUGUGUGUGUGUUAGCUCUGGCCACACUUCAGCCUGGAACCGUGGGCAACACCCUCUUGCUGACCCGGCUGGAAAAAGACAAUCCCCCAGUCACUGUGCAGAUCCCCACCGCCCAGAGCAAGCUUCCUCUGAGUUCGGCCCUGAAAGAGUUUGACACCAUCCAGAAGGAACAGAAAGAGAACAGCAGCUGUACUGACAAGCGAGAAUGGUGGACAGGACGGCUAGAACUGGACCAUAGGAUGGAGGCUCUCAUCAUUUCCCUAGAGAAGCAUAUAUUGGGCUGCUGGAGGGGACUGUUGCUGCCAUCCAGUGAGGACCCUGGCCCUGCCCAGGAGGCCUCCCGCCUACAAAAGUUGCUGCAGGAAUGUGGCUGGGAAUAUCCUGAUGCAGCUCUGCUGAAAACCAUGCUCAGUGGUGCCAGUACCCUCACCCCUCAGGACAUUGAGACCUUGGCCUAUGGGCUGUGCCCAGCCUGGCCAGAACGAGCCCAAGAGCUUCUGAGUGAGGCAGUACGACGUCUUCAGGGUCAGACAGUACCAAGCAAUAGGCAUCUUGUCUUAGUGCUAGACAAGGACCUGCAAAAGCUGCCAUGGGAGAGCAUCCCCAGUCUCCGGGCACUGCCUGUCACUCGGCUGCCCUCCUUCCACUUCUUGCUCAGCUAUUCCAUCAUCAGAGAGUCGGGGGCCUCGGCAGUGCUAAGCCAAGGGGUGGAUCCACGCAAUACCUUCUACGUCCUGAACCCUCACAAUAAUCUGUCAAGCACAGAGGAGCAAUUUCGAGCCAAUUUUAGCAGUGAAGCUGGCUGGAAAGGGGUGGUUGGGGAGGUGCCGAGCCCAGAACAAGUGCAAGCAGCCUUGACAGAGCAUGACUUAUAUAUCUAUGCAGGGCACGGGGCGGGUGCCCGCUUCCUGGAUGGACAGGCCGUCCUGCGGCUCGGCUGCCGGGCAGUGGCCCUGCUGUUUGGCUGCAGCAGCGCAGCCCUGGCUGUGCAUGGAAACCUGGAGGGGGCUGGCAUCGUGCUCAAGUAUAUCAUGGCUGGCUGUCCCCUGUUUCUGGGUAACCUCUGGGAUGUGACUGACCGUGACAUUGACCGCUACACGGAGGCUCUGCUGCAGGGUUGGCUUGGAGCAGGCCCAGGAGCCCCUCUUCUCUACUAUGUCAAUCAGGCGCGCCAGGCUCCCCGACUCAAGUAUCUUAUUGGGGCUGCACCUGUGGCAUAUGGCUUGCCUGUCUCCCUGCGGUGA